UACGUCAUCAUUUCGAGUGAGAGUUGAGGCUCUCGAUCUCGUCAGUUCUUUAUUCAUUUGCGCAGGUUUUUCGACAUUUGUUCAAGUACACUUUUGACAGGGAUAUCUACACAUUGCUGAGUUAGCUACUAUACCUAAAAUAUAAUUCUGAAAUAUCACUGUUGGCGGAGAACAUGAGUGUUGAGGCGUACGGGCCGAGCUCGCAGACUCUCACGUUCCUGGACACCGAGGAAGCCGACUUGCUUGGAGCAGAUACCCAGGGUUCGGAAUAUGAGUUCACAGAUUUUACUCUACCGAGCCAGACUCAAACAGGCCAGACGCAGAGUCAGUUGGACAACCAGGUGAAUGGGCCUGAUGGAGUUCUGCAGAAUGGGGAAGACUCUGUUGUAAAAACAAGUCAACUCCUUGCAGAGUUGAACUUUGAAGAAGACGAGGAGGACACCUAUUAUACUAAAGACCUCCCAGUCCAUGCAUGCAGUUACUGUGGUAUUCACGAUCCGGCAUGCGUGGUGUAUUGCAACACCAGCAAGAAGUGGUUUUGCAAUGGACGCGGCAAUACGUCUGGCAGUCACAUUGUGAACCACCUGGUCAGAGCAAAGUCCAAGGAGGUGACUCUGCACAAGGACGGUCCUCUGGGGGAGACGGUGCUGGAGUGCUACAACUGUGGCUGUCGCAACGUCUUUCUCCUGGGGUUCAUCCCCGCCAAGGCCGACUCUGUGGUGGUACUGCUUUGCAGGCAGCCAUGUGCCAGUCAGAGCAGUCUGAAAGACAUCAACUGGGACAGCUCCCAGUGGCAGCCGCUGAUCCAGGACCGCUGCUUCCUCUCCUGGCUGGUGAAGAUCCCCUCAGAACAGGAACAGCUUCGGGCCCGCCAGAUCACCGCCCAGCAGAUCAAUAAGCUGGAGGAGCUCUGGAAGGAAAACCCCACAGCCACUCUGGAGGACCUUGAGAAGCCUGGCGUGGACGAGGAGCCUCAGCACGUGCUGCUGCGCUAUGAGGAUGCCUACCAGUACCAGAACAUAUUUGGCCCCCUGGUCAAACUGGAGGCCGACUACGAUAAGAAACUCAAAGAGUCCCAGACCCAAGACAAUAUAACUGUCAGGUGGGACUUGGGACUCAAUAAAAAGCGGAUUGCUUAUUUCAGCCUUCCCAAGACGGACUCAGGUGACAUGCGCUUGAUGCAGGGUGAUGAAAUUUGCCUGAGGUACAAGGGAGAUCUUGCCCCACUCUGGAAGGGUAUUGGACAUGUCAUCAAAGUACCAGACAACUAUGGUGACGAGAUAGCCAUCGAGCUGAGGAGCAGUGCUGGGGCUCCCGUGGAAGUACCACAUAACUUCCAGGUUGACUUUGUGUGGAAGUCCACCUCUUUUGACAGGAUGCAGAGUGCCCUGAAGACCUUUGCGGUGGACGAGACCUCUGUGUCCGGGUACAUCUACCACAAGCUGCUGGGUCACGAGGUGGAGGACGUGGUCAUCAAGUGUCAGCUGCCCAAACGCUUCACUGCCCAGGGCCUGCCUGACCUCAACCACUCACAGGUGUAUGCUGUGAAGACCGUGCUGCAGCGUCCUCUCAGUCUCAUUCAGGGGCCCCCUGGCACGGGGAAAACGGUCACAUCUGCCACUGUAGUCUACCACCUGGCCAGACAGGGCAACGGGCCAGUGCUGGUGUGUGCUCCCAGCAACAUCGCGGUGGACCAGCUGACUGAGAAGAUCCACAUGUCGGGCCUGAAGGUGGUGAGGCUCUGUGCCAAGAGCAGAGAGGCCAUCGACUCCCCCGUGUCCUUCCUGGCUCUGCACAACCAGAUCCGCAACAUGGACAGCAUACCAGAGCUUCAGAAGCUGCAGCAGCUGAAGGACGAGACUGGGGAGCUGUCCUCCUCUGAUGAGAAGCGAUACAGGGCCCUGAAGCGCACCGCCGAGAGGGAACUACUAACGAAUGCUGAUGUGAUCUGCUGUACCUGUGUGGGGGCAGGAGACCCCCGCCUGGCCAAGAUGCAGUUCCGCUCCAUCCUCAUUGAUGAGAGCACGCAGGCCACUGAGCCCGAGUGCAUGGUGCCUGUCAUACUGGGGGCCAAACAGCUGAUUCUGGUGGGAGACCACUGCCAGCUGGGUCCAGUAGUGAUGUGUAAGAAGGCAGCCAAAGCGGGCCUGUCCCAGUCCCUGUUUGAGCGUCUUGUGGUGCUGGGCAUCAGGCCCAUCCGUCUGCAGGUGCAGUACCGUAUGCACCCGGCCCUCAGCGCCUUCCCCUCCAACAUCUUCUACGAGGGCUCCCUGCAGAAUGGAGUCACCGCGGCUGACCGCAUCAAGAAAGGCUUUGACUUCCAGUGGCCACAGCCAGACAAGCCCAUGUUCUUCUAUGUGACCCAGGGCCAGGAGGAAAUCGCAAGCUCCGGAACCUCCUAUCUAAACAGGACUGAGGCUUCCAACGUGGAGAAGAUCACCACUAGGCUGCUAAAGGCCGGGGCCAAGCCUGACCAGAUAGGCAUCAUCACCCCCUACGAGGGCCAGAGGUCCUACCUGGUGCAGUACAUGCAGUUCAGUGGCUCUCUCCACACCAAGCUCUAUCAGGAGGUGGAGAUAGCCAGUGUCGAUGCCUUCCAGGGCAGAGAGAAGGACUUCAUCAUCCUGUCCUGUGUCAGAGCCAAUGAGCACCAGGGCAUCGGCUUCCUCAACGACCCACGACGUCUCAAUGUGGCUCUCACCAGGGCCAGGUAUGGGGUUAUCAUCGUGGGCAACCCCAAGGCCCUGUCCAAGCAGCCUCUGUGGAACCACCUUCUCAACUACUACAAGGAGCAGAAGGUCCUGGUGGAGGGACCCCUCAACAACCUGAGGGAGAGCCUCAUGCAGUUCAGCAAGCCUCGCAAGCUGGUCAACGCCGUCAACCCUGGGGGCCGUUUCAUGAGCACAGCCAUGUAUGAUGCCAGGGAAGCUCUUAUUCCUGGAUCUGUGUAUGACCGCAGCAGCACUGCACGUACAUCCAACAUGUACUUCCAGACCCACGACCAGAUUGGAAUGAUUGGCCCAGGCCCCAUGGCCUCUCUGAACAUCCCCAUCCCCUUCAACCUGGUCAUGCCUCCUCCAGGCUACCUGGGCCAGGUCAAUGGCCCCCAAGCAGGCCGUGGCGGAGGUAUGAAGGGUAAGGCGGGCGGAGGGGCACGAGGCGGGCGCCAGAGGAGCCGUGGUAUGGCGAGCCAUGGCGGGGGCAACGGGCAGCACGGCCACAUGACUGGCAGCCAGGCCAGCCAGGACCUGGGCUCCCAGCCCUUCUCCCAGGGACCCCUCACACAGGGCUACAUCACCAUGAGCCAGCCCUCCCAGAUGAGCCAGCCUGGCCUGUCCCAGCCUGAACUCUCCCAAGACAGCUACCUUGGUGAUGAGUUCAAGUCCCAGAUUGACGUGGCUCUCUCCCAAGACUCUACCUACCAGGGUGAACGAGCCUAUCAACAUGGCAUGACUGGACUGUCCCAGUACUAGAGUGUCGUGGGAAAAGGAGCUAAGCCUGUGCUGAGCUUAGUUCGCCUGCAUUUUAAUCUGGGUAAAAUCAAAAAAAGAAACAUGGAUACCCGUUUUCCACGGCUACAACUGAAGCACCACUGUGUGAAAGCAACAGGAGAGAGACCGAGAGAGACCAACCAAUCACAAGAGUGAGAGCAAAAUGGGGGUUGAGCUGGACAGGCCGAGCGAGCGAGUGGGAGGGAGGGAGAGAGGAGGCCCUGCUCGCACACAGAGACAUGGAGAAAAAGGAGAAGCAGCAUACGUCGGAAGUAGCGCCAUCGGAGAGACGGGACCUUCGGUGAUGAUUUGAGGGACGAAGGUUGUGAAUCCUCUUGGGGGACACAGGAGUCACAUCUCCCCGCCUCCCGGGACCACCAGUUAGUUGGCUGAGUUUCUUGCUCUUGGAGCAGAGAGACUGAGAAGAGGAGUUCUAACACAACCCUUCAAGCUCAAUCCACAAAACCGUCUCCUACCAGCCAGAGGGGGGAGGGGGGGGGGGUCAGUCGAUUUGGGAAAAUUUCUAACCUCAAAGUUGAACCGUGCUCUGCAUUUGAACAUGUUUGAGAGGGGGAGAGAGGAGAGGGCUCGUGCGGACCAAGAGGUCUUGGUGGAACAUCUCAAGCGGAAUCAAAUGGUGCAGGAGUCGGGAAAGGAUUCUGACCGUUCAUCUUUUUCAGCUUUGAGUUGGAAAGUUUUCUACACGAGGUCUGUCGUCGCAGAGGUUCUGAAAUAAGAAGCUUGUGAUUUUCGCUGGCUUUCCGCUUGGGUCUUUCUCAAGGUGGUCUACUAAGGAAAAGUGGUGGAAUGGCUCUUGGAAACUAUUAAAGGAAGACAUUAUUGUCUCGAGAUCCAAAGUGGUAGUUUGCGAGACAAGUUUUCAUUUUUUUCCUGCUGUGUAUUGUUCUGUAGUACAAAAAGAGUAAAAAGAAUAUCAUAACCAA
This is a messenger RNA of Oncorhynchus masou masou (cherry salmon), 4435 nucleotides long. Its product is annotated as regulator of nonsense transcripts 1-like. NCBI's taxonomy places the organism in Eukaryota, Metazoa, Chordata, Actinopteri, Salmoniformes, Salmonidae. The record is from RefSeq and is a predicted model, not a curated record. Gene Ontology annotation, biological process: nuclear-transcribed mRNA catabolic process, nonsense-mediated decay. The transcript is spliced from 23 exons. Gene Ontology annotation, cellular component: cytoplasm. Gene Ontology annotation, molecular function: hydrolase activity; zinc ion binding; ATP binding. The coding region runs from base 174 to 3473 and encodes 1099 amino acids.